UCAAGGAGGGAGCUUAUGAAGCAAGGAAGAUAAAGGAGUGAGGGCCUGGCAGGCCCUUGCAACAAGUCUGAGCAAGCUGUAGCAAGAUAAUGGGUACUAAAGAGCUCUGUAACUAAUCUCCAGUUCAUGAAUCCAGCAGAACUUCUCUUCCAGUGAGCCCACUGCCUCUGUGGAAGGCUGGAUUGUGACCAGACAACUUGGACAUGGCAGACCAGCCUGUGACACUAUCCCAGGGAACUGUGGCCCAGUUCAACCAAGUAAUGACAUCAGAGGACACAGAUUCCACAUGUCUGAAGGCAGGAUCUAUACCUAUCCGCCAAAACUCCCUGUCCACAGACAUCACAUCCAAGCCACUAUUGCGUCUACAGAGUGUUGAAGAAGGGAAGGCCCCUUUCCCACCAUCUCGAAGAAGCUCCAUCAUAAGCAUCCUCAAUGCUCCCUUUCCUAGCAGGAGAAGCUCACUAACUACUGGAGGCAGACGCUUCUCUUGGAUGCACUUUGGUCGAGUGAGUUUCUCUGGGUUACCCCUUUUUGAACCCAUCCAGGAGACACACUAUGAAAACACCUACAAGACCCAGCCAGAUGAAGGAUGCAGGUUUAAUGUUUUCCAAAUCCAACAGGUUCUUGAAUCUAUUUUAACCAGCUACCUUGGUGACACUAAGUACAGUCCUGCAAAUAGUGGCCAGUUGGUUCAAAACCUGUCAGAUCUCAUCCGGAACAGAGUCAAAGAAUUGUCCCCAUCUCGAUAUAAGCUGGUGUGUAAUGUCUUUCUGGGUCAACAGGCCAACCAAGGUCUGCAGGUUGCCAGUCGAUCCCUCUGGGAUACUGAAAAUGACAACUAUGCUUCUGCCACAUUUACCAAUUCUUACCUGUUUGCUGUAGCCACAGUACAUGGAUUAUAUUUUGAAUGAGCAAUGUCUACAUUUCCAGUAACCCCUUUCUCCCCAUUGUUGUCCAGUAAAAAAAAAAUUAAGUCUUCUUGAAUUAUCAUGGUUGUUAGCAUUAGAGUUAGCAUUGAACAUUGCAUAUGCCAAAUGAAAAUAUGGACACGUUACCUCAAAUAAAAAGUGGGGUGACUGGUAAGUAACAAGAGCAAAUUUUUCCCCAUAGGUCUAGUGGCUGACACAAACUUAAACAUAUAAUCUUAUGUAAUAUCUUAGCUUAAUCUUAUGUAAUAUGCUUUUACAUUGAUAAUCUUAUAUUUUCCAGAAUCAAUACAAACUAGUUGCCAAACAAUAUGACUUUCAGAAUUUCAGAAUUCCAUGUUUGAACAUGCGCUAGUAGUUAUGAACAAAGCAAUUACAUGAAUGUACUAUGGAUUAGAUACAAACCAGCAACCACUACAUUUGGGAGGGGAGCAGGGAAAUUAAAGCAGAGAGGGCAUGAAAUACUUCAUAGUGCUAGAGUGUACCCUCAUCUCAAGGUAUAACAGUUAACUCCAUAUUUGCAUAAUGGAAAGAUGACUCUGAUUAACAGACCAGCUUGAAUUGUAGUAAUCCUGGAUCUGGAAGCUUGGAUCUGGUUUGAAGUCCAUGUAGUGUGCCAGGGAAGUCAGUUAGACUGAAAUCAGACUUACAAUCCUGAAUUCUGAGAUUUGUUUGCCAUAUGGGUGUGAGAUAAUUUAUCAGAGCAUAUCCCAAUGCACCAGAGAAAUCAGGGUAUCACUAACACAUGGGUCAUAGCUGAGAUAAAUAAAUCAGCUCUGUGAGGUUGUGGUUGUGUAUUUCGGCGCAUGUGUGAAACAGAGGCAUCUAAACAUUUUGAUCCAAGCACAGCUUUGAGACACAGAAACCAUUUGAUAGGGUGGACCACAGUAGGGGUGUGACCAUUAUCUUAAUAUUAAAAUUAAAUUAAUAAAUUGAGGAAAGUAGAAGUUGUUUGCAAGCUGCUUUGGAAAAUAGGCAGGGUGUAACUGUA
Molecule: messenger RNA, 1917 nt
Organism: Sphaerodactylus townsendi
Lineage: Eukaryota; Metazoa; Chordata; Lepidosauria; Squamata; Sphaerodactylidae
Gene: DYNLT4
Product: dynein light chain Tctex-type 4
Exons: 2
Coding region: 204-911 (235 amino acids)
Biological process (GO): microtubule-based movement
Cellular component (GO): cytoplasmic dynein complex; cytoplasm
Molecular function (GO): dynein intermediate chain binding
Source: RefSeq, a predicted model, not a curated record